UGGUGAGUCCCCAGUGGUGGGACCCCAGUGGUGGGACCCGAGCGUGGCUGUGAUGCCCAGCGACUCUGUCCUGCUGCGCCUCAUGACGCUGCAGAGCGGCAGCUGAGGCCUGCUGCUGCUCCGACAGAUGGAUGAGCGGCUCCUCUGUUAAUCAUUGGCCUCCUGCAUCAGCUGCAGUCUUGGGUAAACAUGAGCGGUGCGUACGCCGCUUCAUUAGCUCUGCCUCCCAGCUCCAUCAGCGUCACUGAGACGUGGGACGGCCGUAGCCGUUAUUCCAGGGCUCUGCAGGUGGACAGUGGCCUGUGGAACCAUGGCCAUGAAGCGCGGCAGCGGCGCUGCGACGGGACUCCUUCUGCCUCACUCUUUCUCCAAGGCUCUGCGCGGCUCGCCGGGAUGUGAUCCACAUGCGUUCACUCAGCAGGAGGACGAGUGCGGGAUCAAGUCAGAGGCCGAGGACAGCCACGAGAGCCCGUCCUCUGAGGAAGAGCAGGACCUGGCGGACCACGGCCCCGAGCGGUCCGUCGCGCAGAGCUCCUCCCCCUCCAGGAAGAGCGUCGGCCAGCUCACCAAGGACAAGAAGAAGCAGACGCAGCUCACUCUGCAGUGGCUGGAGGAGAACUACAUGGUGUGCGAGGGCGUGUGUCUGCCUCGCUGCAUCCUCUACGCUCACUACCUGGACUUCUGCAGGAAGGAGAAGCUGGAGCCGGCGUGUGCCGCCACCUUUGGCAAGACCAUCCGGCAGAAGUUCCCGCUGCUGACCACCAGGCGCCUGGGGACGCGAGGACACUCCAAAUAUCACUACUACGGGAUCGGAAUCAAAGAGAGCAGCGACUACUAUCACGCCGUCUACUCUGGAAAGGGUUUGACCAGGUUCUCCGGGAGCAAGUUGAAGAACGAGGUAGGUUUGUCUGGCCAGCCCGCGGCGAGCCUGUGCUCACGCCGCCCUCUGCUGCAGGGAGGAUUCACCAGGAAAUAUUCCCUCAGCUCCAAAACCGGAACGCUGCUCCCGGACUUCCCCAGCGCCCGGCACCUGCUGCUGCGGGGAGACGUCUCCAGAGAGAAGGUGGACACUCUGAUCGUGAUGUACAAGACACACUGUCAGUGCAUCCUGGACAACGCCAUCAACGCCAGCUUCCCAGAGAUCCAGAACUUCCUGCUCCACUUCUGGCAGGGGAUGCCGGAGCACCUGCUGCCGCUGAUGGAGAACCCCGUCGUCGUCGACAUCUUCUGCGUCUGCGACUCCAUCCUGUACAAGGUUCUAACUGAGGUGCUGAUUCCUGCCACCAUGCAGGAGAUGCCAGAGAGUCUGUUGGCAGACAUCCGCAACUUUGCCAAACACUGGGAGCAGUGGCUGCUCUCGUCGCUGGAGAACCUCCCCGAAUGUCUCGCUGCCAAAAAACUCCCCAUGGCUCGUCGCUUUGUCUCCUCCUUAAAGAGACAGACCUCCUUCUUACACCUGGCGCAGGUGAGGCACCCAGCCACGGCGCGAGAGUCCACGCACACGCUCACUCGACGCCUCCGACAGAUCGCUCGGCCGGCGCUGUUCGACCAGACGGUGGUGACCAACAUGGUGCUGGACAUUGACAACGUGGACCUGAGCAGCAUCAGCUCGCAGCCGCUGCUGAGCGUCACCGCGGCCGGAGACCAGGACCCGGACGUGUACUCCGAGUACGACGCCAUCACCGUCUUCCAGGAGCUGAAGGAGCUGCUGCGCAAGAACGCCACAGUGGAGUCUUUCAUCGAGUGGCUGGACUCGGUCAUGGAGCACAAAGUUAUUAAGCCUGGAAAGCAAGGCGGCCGCUCGGUGAAGAAGAGAGCGCAGGACUUUCUGCUCCGCUGGAGUUUCUUCGGCGCCAGAGUGAUGCACAGCCUCACGCUCAACAACGCCUCCAGCUUCGGUUCCUUCCACCUGAUCCGGAUGCUGUUGGACGAGUACAUCCUGCUGGCGCUGGAGACCCAGUUCAACAACCACAAGGAGCAGGAGCUGCAGAAGCUUCUGGACAAAUACAUGAGGAACGCAGAUGCCAGCAAGGCAGCGUUCCAGGCCUCUCCCACUUCCUGCUUCUUAGCCAAUCGCAACAAGGUGACUCCAGUCUGCGACCCGUCAGUGAAGGACGAGUCUGUGGUGGGACGCGCCUACAUGUCCCUGUCUGACCUGCCAGAAGACCUGGACACGGUGGUGUACCAGGGGACGGAGUCUGCCGGCUUCGCUUCAGGAGCUCAGAUGGACUUCUCGCACGCCGCCGCGCCUCUCAUGACACCCCCCAUCUCUCCGGCGGCAUUAGUUCCGCGAGGCUCUGUCAUCAACCAGGGGCCCAUGGCAGGGAGAGCCAUCCCACCGCCCUCCUGCUCCUCUCCUCCUCCUUCAUGCCUGAACUCCUUCAGCACCAUGAGCCAGUCUGGGCCCUGCGCUUCCUUCCCGGACAACAUGUACCACUGCGGACUCCAGGCUGCUUCCAGUUACUUCCCUCCGGCUCUCUCCACGCCCGGGUUCCAGGCCACACUCAGUUCUCAGAGUCCAUGUCUGCCGUCGGGUCAGGCCUCCUCCUCCUCGUCCUUCCAGCCGUCCUACAGCGCCCCGGGCGGCGCCUCCUCCUGCUCCCUGAACUCCUACACUCCAGGCCCAGACGCCAGCCAGGCUCCGGUUCUGGACCCAGCAGAGGUGUACGGCUACCUGGAGGCACAGACGUAUUCAGCCUCGGCACAAAGCGGUUACUACAGCAGCAGCAGCAGCAGCAGUUACCUGGAGGGCCAGCGGAUGGCGUCACUGGUGGAGCAGCACGUGUCCGUCAUUAGCAGCGUUGGGAACCGCCGCUGCUUUCCUUCCGUGUAUUCCGAGGUGCACGAUCCGCUCAACCUCCUGGACGAGCCCAGCAGGAAACCAGCCGCCGCUUAUUUCUCCGACACCCCAGCAGAUCCGUCGCUCCAGUCCUCGCACUGCAUGUUCGCCCUCUCCUCGUCCUACAACCCCCAGCAGAGGGAGCCGUCGGCCGCUGAGGUGCAGGAGCUGGUGUCGUCGCUGCCGCCCAUCAACACCGUCUUCAUGGGCACGGGCUGAAGGAGACCCGCUGACUCGGCCCCAAACCUCUGCCUGGCCUCGGAUGCAUCCGUCAGAACAGCCUCCGUUGUCUCGGAGAGGUCGACCAAGUUUGACGAAACACGUCGCGCUUGUCUUGACGCACAACCCGACUUGAGUCAUGACUUGACAUUUGGCCUCACUCUUGACUUGACAACUCCAUUAUCUGACAUGCCUCCUGACUUGAUUUAAUCACCAACAACUGCGCUAGAGACUUGACUGUGUUGAGCUGUUCCCGAUCACUCGUGGUGUCACUGACAAGGGGCUUGACUCCUCGCUUGAGAACUGAUUGUGUCUUCGAUUAAGAAAUAAAAGGGAAGCUAUUCGUGACUUGAUGGACUUCACUCUGCCUCACCUGACCGUGUCCCCAGACUUGUGACCUGUUCGGAGAUGUGAUCGACUUGGUCUGGAUUCUCUGGUGACUUGGCUGAGACGUGUCACGAAGGAAAGGCUUGACUGGAGUCUUGACUGACAGAGCCACGACUCGGGGCUAUGAUCCAGACCAGUGUGGAGGCGACAGCAUGAGGCGAAAAGUGCAGACGAGUGCGACAGAUGGCAGCAGAUGAUGCUUCAUUGCUGGGUCAACAAUGCGGCCGACGGUGGUCCGACCUUUAGCGUGAACAAACGUCAGGACAAUGUUUAACCAGAGCCUCAGUGGAGCCGCCGGCUCCAUCUGCAGACAGUCUCAUCCAUCUAUGGUCAGUAACACAGGUCAGCGGACGUUCAUUUCACACCUGGAAGUCAGACAACGUCCUCCUCAAGGAACAGCUUCUUCCACUGCUGUAAAUCACCACUGUCUUCUGGACUUUGACCACUGUCUCCGGGACGGUCUGCGCUGUGACCAGGUGACCUGACAAACUCCGUCAAAUGAAUAAAUACACGUGAGAAGGUGUGCUGAAAUACGCUUGGACUUCAGUGAGGACAGAACAAGAACAUGAAAAUAUCUUUGCUAAAUCCAAUUCAAUUCAAUUCAAAUAAAAACAAAUCCUAACCCAAAUGCUGUUUGAACAGAAAAUACACCAAUAAAUGAAAUUGAAAAAUGAACGCUUUAGCAAAGAAAAUAAUAAAAUAGAAAAAUGACUUCUGUUAUUUAAACACAACAAAACCAUGUUAACAGAUCAAAGUGAAGUGAAAAACCCAACCAAAACAUACAGUAUACAGUAUGUCGACGAUAAGACCAUGAAAAUGACUACGACAUAUUUGUAAUUGAAAUAAAAGGCAAUUUAAUGGAACGUAUUUCAAUUUAAUAUAUAUAAAUAUAAAUAUAUAUAUAUAUAUAUAUAAUAUAAUAUAUAAUAUAAAGUAAAGGUAAGUCAAACCGAACAACACAAUAAAAAGAACAUUGGAAGCGAGUGCAAAUUGUAAUCCACAGGACAAAAUCCAUCACCCAAAAAAGACUGAAUCCAGCCAUGUGAUUCAUGCGCUGGGAGCGACAUGAAUCAACAGGGCAAAACAGAUCAGCGACAGUGGCGAGCGCCGACACGCGCGCUGUGGUUCCUGACACUUGACUGAGCCUCGGUUUCAUGAGGCGCUGAGGACUCAGGAGAGCACGACCAACUCAUCCAAGACAUGCAGUCCACAUUUGAAAAACGACAAGUGGAACCUUUUUCUCCUCUCCACAGAGUCUGUGGUUCAAUUUCAGCAAGAACUGGCAGGGAACUCUAUUUCCUGGAGGGUAAUUCAAGGUCAAAUAUCUGGGCUGCAAUUCUUCCAACCUCCAUCAGAGAGAAGCACAAGCUGUGUUUUCACACAAGCGUGAAUGGCUGCAAACAAACGUGUGACACCUUCCAGUCAAGGUCGCCAUACUGGCGCUGGUGUCAUGUGACGUGUCCUGCUCUAUAAAACCAGCGAGUGCGUCGCUCGGGCUUUACGUCCAAGAGAGACAGAAGUGCAGCGUUCAGGCGGACGGCACCGAUGAACUGGAGGAGCUGAGGGGAGGCCUUUCAUGAGCCGAGCGACCACCUGAGAGAAGCUCUUCUGCCAUCCACCACCAUGGGUCGGAGGGGAUGGGCAGACGUCUGCUGUCACGUCUGAAUGACACGUGACAGACAAAUGUCCACAACCAAAACACACAUCCGUCAUUCACUCCCCGCAAUUUGGACACCACACGUCUAUUUUUGUGUUGUUCAUUUCAUUUUCUGAAUGGGACAAUGUUGCUCACCUUUAAUGAAUGUGUUAUUUUUUUAAAUCAAUGGUCCAAUUUCAGUGACUUUAUUUUCAUUUAGUCGCUAGCUUCAUUCAUUCGUCACACGGUCACUGCUGCAGAUUCAUCUAAUAAAUGACUGGUAAAAAACUGCGUUUGAAAUAUGUAAAACAAAAAAAAAACCCAAAUAGUUCAAAUAGUUCAAACGAAACACUCAAGUUGGCUGUAUGUCAAGAAAAAUCCAAUGUAUCUGCACAAUG
Synchiropus splendidus (mandarinfish) is the source of this 5479-nucleotide messenger RNA. It is a transcript of the gene rfx6, whose product is annotated as regulatory factor X, 6. The record is from RefSeq and is a predicted model, not a curated record. The transcript has 18 exons. Bases 311 to 3058 code for a protein of 915 amino acids. Gene Ontology annotation, biological process: regulation of transcription by RNA polymerase II. Gene Ontology annotation, molecular function: DNA-binding transcription factor activity, RNA polymerase II-specific; RNA polymerase II cis-regulatory region sequence-specific DNA binding. NCBI's taxonomy places the organism in Eukaryota, Metazoa, Chordata, Actinopteri, Syngnathiformes, Callionymidae.